AACCUCCUCGAGAGCUGUUAGCCUAUUCCUGAGCCAGGAGACUUUGUGAGAACGAGGCGCUUUUGUCCCAACCCCAACCUUGUUCUUGUCCACCAGCUGAGGAGGUUUCUUAACUUGGAAGAGAAAUGGAUGAUGAACCAGAGAGAACCAAACGGUGGGAAGGGGGUUAUGAAAGAACUUGGGAAGUUCUUAAAGAAGAUGAAUCUGGAUCAUUGAAAGCCAGCAUAGAGGAUAUUCUUUUUAAGGCCAAAAGAAAAAGAAUCUUUGAGCAUCAUGGGCAAGUUCGACUUGGGAUGAUGCGUCACCUAUAUGUAGUGGUUGAUGGAUCAAGAACAAUGGAAGACCAAGAUCUAAAACCUACCAGGCUAACUUGUACCCUAAAGUUACUAGAAUAUUUUGUUGAAGAAUAUUUUGACCAAAAUCCGAUUAGUCAGGUUGGCAUUAUUGUGACUAAGGGCAAAAGAGCUGAAAAACUUACUGAGCUUUCAGGGAAUCCAAGAAAACACACAGCUGCUUUGAAAAAAGCUGUAGAUAUGUCUUGUCUAGGAGAGCCAUCUUUAUAUAAUGCCUUAAAUUUGGCCGCACAAACAUUAAAGCAUAUGCCAGGGCAUACAAGCAGAGAAGUCUUAGUAAUAUUCAGCAGUCUGACCACAUGUGAUCCUUCCAAUAUUUAUGAUCUAAUUAAGAGUUUAAAGGCAGUUAAGAUCAGAGUGUCUAUUAUUGGCCUUUCUGCUGAAGUUCGAGUUUGCACUGUACUUGCCCGGGAAACUGGUGGAACCUAUCAUGUCAUUUUAGAUGAAGGCCAUUAUAGGGAACUUCUGAUGCACCAUGUCAGUCCACCACCAGCUAGUUCAAGUUCUGAAAGCUCGCUUAUUCGUAUGGGCUUUCCUCAGCACACCAUUGCAUCUUUGACUGAUCAGGACGCAAAGCCAUCUUUUAGCAUGGCGCAGCUAGAAAACAGCAAUGAUCCAGGUCUUACCCUGGGAGGAUAUUUCUGCCCCCAAUGUAGAGCCAAAUACUGUGAGCUUCCUGUGGAGUGCAAAGUUUGUGGUCUUACACUAGUAUCAGCACCCCAUCUGGCUCGAUCUUACCAUCACCUAUUUCCUUUGGAUGCCUUUCAGGAAGUCCCACUGGAACAGUAUAUAGGAGAACGCUAUUGCCAAGGAUGCCAAGGACAAAUUACAGAUCAGCAUGUCUAUAUAUGUAAAGUCUGCCAGUGUGCGUUUUGUGUAGAAUGUGAUCUUUUUGCUCAUGAUACUCUGCACUGCUGUCCAGGUUGCAUUCACAAGCAUCCUGCCCCUCCUUGUGUGUGAUACUACCUAAUGAUCAACAUUGUUGGUUGCUUUUCUGUGAGUAAAAAAUUCAACUUGACUGUUCAGUGAAGGUCUUCAGCAAAAUAGCUUAAGAUGAGGAAGAGCACCUUACUGAAUGCUUAUGUAAAUAUUACUAUUUUCACACUGAGUUUGAAUAUACAUUUGUGUUCAGUUAUUUCUGUGUGGAACUAGUUAUUGAAACUUUUUCUUCUUCUGAACUAAUCUGAAUAGUGUGCAAGUCUGUACCUCUGAAACUGUUGAAAUGGAUAUGUGUCCUAAAUUAAUGGCUCUUGCUUUCAUUUUAAGUAAUAAUCAGCACAAUAGGCUACAAGCCACAAAGCACAGUCAUGGAGAUGCAAGUUUAAUGUAAGUCAUUAGGACUUAAAAUCUAGGAUGCAAAAUCCCUGGUGUGAUGGUCAUUCUGGACCAUCUCAUGAUAAGAGCUGCUUCUCUGUGUCGGCAAAGGUUGAGAGUGAUGUCAGGCAAUCUCCGUUUCAAUAAACAGUGUGCUGCGUGUUUUGUUUUUACUAUAAUAAUGAUUACAGAUGGAAGAGUCAUUUUAAGUUCAAUUGCACUUCAGCUUCCACAGGCAAGAGAUAGAACUGUACCACACAAAGUUAAAAAAGAAAAAAGGUAAAGUUAUGUCCAGUGAAAGGCGACUAUGGGGUGCACUCUUCAGUAGAAGACAUCUAUAAAGCACCUUCUAAUGGAAAGAUGGUAGAGGGAAGUGCUAUGAUCUAAAUCAGUAGGAUUAUGAAAUGAAUUUUUUAAAACUUCUCUUAGACGCAUCCUUUAAGAAAAAAUCAGGCACAUGACCAUGGACCAAAGGAGUGGCUGAGAGACCUCUAUUGCCUUGCUGCCAUGGGAUUUUGAAGUGGAAAACUUAACUUUCACAUAUGUCAGAUCCCUGACUUUUGUGUUCCACUUGUUCCAUUAGGCAUACUCCCUUCUUUCUUUUCAGUAUGAGUCUGGCAAACUGCUGCUCUCACUCUCUAAGCUCUGGGUAGUUAGGGACUCUUACUCUUCAAAACUAAGGUGGGUGACCAUAUUAAAUUGUAUUUGCUGCCUGCAUAGUUGUAACAUCGUUCUCUAAAGCUUUCCACUUGUACUGCUCAUCUUUCAUUUCUGAAUAAUAAACCAAUCAUUUCUACUUUA
Lacerta agilis (Sand lizard) is the source of this 2468-nucleotide messenger RNA. Its product is annotated as general transcription factor IIH subunit 2. The record is from RefSeq and is a predicted model, not a curated record. Gene Ontology annotation, molecular function: zinc ion binding. The coding region runs from base 126 to 1313 and encodes 395 amino acids. Lineage: Eukaryota; Metazoa; Chordata; Lepidosauria; Squamata; Lacertidae. Gene Ontology annotation, cellular component: transcription factor TFIIH holo complex; transcription factor TFIIH core complex. Gene Ontology annotation, biological process: nucleotide-excision repair; regulation of transcription by RNA polymerase II; DNA-templated transcription. The transcript has 17 exons.